GGUAGGCAGCAGCAAUGAAUAAUCGGUACGUCGGGAGCUGAAUGCAGAUGCAAGCGAAUUCAAGUGUUUGCGCAAGCACUGGAAGCGCAUGAGAGCGGAGAGCGGAACUCACCGCAAUUAGUACUCCACCGCCUCGAGAUAGAGAGCUGUUUGCGGCAUUUCUAUCGCAACGAUAGACACAGUGCGCAUCGCCAAAUAGGAGAGCUGUGGGAAGGCUGGGAUCGAGCCAAGUCUCAGUGAGUACCACAACAUCAUAGACCGCUUCUAACACAGUUAAACGGAACUCAUCAGCUUUGGAUCGUAAACCUCGCACAUUCUGAUAGUAUACAGUUAUAGACGUGGAACGGACAUUGAGUGGUAUGCGUGUGUAAGUUGGUGCAAGGUCAUCGGUGAGAGAUCGUGUCGUUGACGUGUUGUUGUUUCGUGUAAACAAAUGACUAGUCAGAUUCAGUGGCACAGUGCCUUUUGAGGAAACAGUUGUGUGAUUAUUACUUAAGAAAAAAGUGUUGAAUAGUAGUUUGGUGCACCGUAGUUCUCGCGCAGGUCAUGAGCUAAACUCGACUCAGCCGACAAAUUUGAUAACGUAUUUCAAUGUGGCCAUAGGCUAAACCCGACUCACAAACAAACGAAUAAAAUGAACCGCACCAUCACACCACUCUCAAUACACUUCUGAUUAUAUCAUGGCAGGAUCGCCAAUGUGAUAUCUUCUAAUCCAACUACAAGCUUUCUCCUCCGGUACAGGGACGCACAUCCAGCUUUAUUCGUUGUCCAACACUGACUGACUCCCUCACACUCUCUUAGCUGUACCCUAGGAUACCACAAAAAUGUCAACCCAUGUCGAUGUGUUUAUUUACACUGUUUGAAAAGAGCACUGUGUUUGGUUUGAGUUUGUUGUGUUGCUACUUCUAAUUUCAUUGAGAAAAAUUACAGCGUUAUGAACCGUGAACAAAAAGUGGCCACCUUGCGGCUUACAAAUGCGUGGUCCACUUUUUUUAGGUUACAUAUGGUGUCUCUUCGACAACCUCCACAAACCAGAGAAUGGGCGCGCCCCAUUCUUCUGGAAAGAAACUAUCAAGCUAGUCGGUUGGUUAACACCAUUAUGGAGGAAGAAUUGGAUACCACCAUUAUAAAUUUUUUGAGGUUAUCCAGAAAUGAUUUUAACUAUCUGCUUGAGCAAAUUACACCAAAAAUUAAAAAAAAUGGAUACCAAUAUGCGCCCGAGUUUGUCACCAAGGGACAUGCUAAUUGUGACAUUACGAUAUUUGGCUACGGGAGACCAAUACAAGUCGCUUGAAUACGCUUUUCGGAUUUUUGCCCAAGCGAUUUCUAAAUUCGUACCUCAAGUAUGUGAUUGCCUUGUUGAAGUUUUAAGAAACUAUGUGAAGUUACCCACCAAUUCGGACGAAUGGAUGAAAAUUGUGCAGGGCUUUGAAGAAAAGUGGAAUUUUCCCCAUACACUCGGGGCGAUUGACGGCAAACAUGUUAUGAUAAAAGCUCCACCGCAUAGCGGAACUGACUAUUUUAACUAUAGAAGGUUUUUUAGUGUUGUAUUUUUAGGUGUGGUAGAUUCUAACAGUAAUUUUAUAUAUGCAGAUGUUGGCUCUAAAGGUAGAAUAUCAGACAGAGGAGUCUUUAGAAAUUCUGUACUCUACAAAAAACUAGAAAGAAACGAGUGUGGUAUUCCAAGCCCUGCACCGUUAUACCAAGCAUCCCGCAUCCUUGUACCGUAUAUGUUUUUAGGAGAUAAGGCUUUUCCGUUGACGCAUUACUGCCUUAGACCGUUCAGUGGUUUAACGGAAAGAGGAUCAGUCCAGCGCAUUUUUAAUAUGCGGCACUCGAUUGCCAGGCGUCCUGUUGAAAUGGCCUACGGAAUCCAUAGUGGCAGGUUUCGGGUGUUGAGAAAGCCUAUCGAGCUUAGUGAGGAAAACGCCAAAAAGGUGAUAAUGGCCACUAUAUAUUUGCAUAAUUUUAAACGACGGGAUGAAAAUACUAGGAAUCAAGAUGCCAACCAAUUUAUAUAUAGACAAGACGACAAUCCAAAUAUGCUUAGAUUUAAUGCAAAUAGAUCACGGCCCAAUUUCAAUAUGAUGGAAAUUCGGAUGCAUAUGGCAAAUUAUUUUGUAAAUAAUUGAAAAUAGGAAAACUAA
Anopheles arabiensis is the source of this 2147-nucleotide messenger RNA. RefSeq names its product putative nuclease HARBI1. The record is from RefSeq and is a predicted model, not a curated record. The coding region runs from base 1152 to 2132 and encodes 326 amino acids. The transcript has 3 exons. NCBI's taxonomy places the organism in Eukaryota, Metazoa, Arthropoda, Insecta, Diptera, Culicidae.